AGCGCACUGGGUUGGAACAGAGUUGCUGAAAAACACCAGUCUACGGUCUCAAUGUUAAGGAUCAUGCAACAUACACCAGUUGUGUUUCUGCUUCUCUUGCACAUCCUUUGUGCUUAUCAAGGAAAAGGAGGUACCACAUCUCAUAAAUGGGAGGUCAAAUUCACCAGUCACCAUUUCUGUGCUGUGACUGGAUCAUCAGUGGUCAUGCCCUGCUCAUUCACCCAUCCUAUUGGUGUCAUCGUCACCAAGGUCUACUGGCGCUACCGACCUGACCAUAAUAAAAUAUUCACAGACAUCACAGCAGAUAAGAAUCCUAAAUACAAAGGACGUAUACAAUACUUUUGGAACAAGAACAAGAACAAGACGAACUGCACAUUCAAAUUGAGCAAGUUGAUGAUGUCAGACAACGGAGAGUAUUUUGCUAGAAUUGAAACAAAAGAUUCUAAAGAGAAGUGGCUGAGUGGACCUAACGUCACUUUGUCUGUUGAAGAACUUUCUGUUGGGAUUCCUGAACCAGUGAUGGAGGACAACGACGUGACACUGAGUUGCAACAACAUAUGCUCUUCAAAAGACAUCCCCUCAGUAAUAUGGAAAAAGAACGGACAGGAUUUACAUGUCAAACAGAAACACCACAAUGAACUCAUCUUUCAGAGUGUCAGUACUGGGGAGGAGGGCAACUACUCUUGUGCACUGAAACACAAUGAAGACCAUCCAUCCAAACCAGUGGAGCUUAAUGUCAUGUUCUCUCCAAGGGUCCCGUCUGUCUCUGUCAGUCCUGCUAGUCAGACACUAGAGGGCGCUUCAGUGACUCUGACCUGCAGCAGUGAUGCCAACCCACCAGUGGAGAGCUACACCUGGUUUAAUCGCAAUGGCUCAAUAGUUUCCAAGCUGGACACUGGAAAGUAUUACAACAUAGGGAAUGUCAGCUCUGAACACACUGGAGAUUACUACUGUGAGGCCAAGAACCUAUACGGGGCCUCCAAUUCUACUGCUUUUCACCUGGAUGUUCACUAUGCUCCCAGAAAACUGUCAGCGUCUCCAAAUCACUCUGGUGAAAUAGCAGAGGGCAGUUCAGUGACUCUGACCUGCAGCAGUGAUGCCAACCCACCAGUGGAGAACUACACCUGGUACAGAAGGACCGCAGCUGAAACAGUGCGUGUGGGUACAGGAGAGAGAAUCAACUUCAAUCUGACCCCAGACAGAGCUGGACUAUAUCACUGUGAGGCCCACAAUAGUGUUGGAUCCCUGAAUUCCACUGGAGUUGAAGUUAUUUGGUCUGGCUUCGGUUGGAAGACAACCACUCUCUUGUCAUCUUUAGGUUUUCUCAUAAUCCUCGCCAUGCUCAUAGGCUUCGUGUUUUGGAGGAGGAAGAAAGCAACGCCAAGUAGCAACUCCAGCAGCUCUGAUAAUAACACACAAUAUGUGGACGUGAGCUCCAGAGGACAGCAGGGGCCCCUCCACUCUACAGACCAGAAACUGGAGCAGGAGGAGGAGGAGGGGAUCAUGCAACAUACACCAGUUGUGUUUCUGCUUCUCUUGCACAUCCUUUGUGCUUAUCAAGGAAAAGGAGGUACCACAUCUCAUAAAUGGGAGGUCAAAUUCACCAGUCACCAUUUCUGUGCUGUGACUGGAUCAUCAGUGGUCAUGCCCUGCUCAUUCACCCAUCCUAUUGGUCUCAUGGUCACCAAGGUCUACUGGCGCUACCGACCUGACCAUAAUAAAAUAUUCACAGACAUCACAGCGGAUAAGAAUCCUAAAUACAAAGGACGUAUACAAUACUUUUGGAACAAGAACAAGAACGAGACGAACUGCACAUUCAAAUUGAGCAAGUUGAUGAUGUCAGACAAUGGAGAGUAUUUUACACGGAUUGAAACAAAAUAUUCUAAAGAGAAGUGGCUGAGUGGAUCUAAGGUCACUUUGUCUGUUAAAGAACUUUCUGUUGGGAUUCCUGAACCAGUGAUGGAGGACAACAACGUGACACUGAGUUGCAACAACAUAUGCUCUUCAAAAGACAUCCCCUCAGUAAUAUGGAAAAAGAACGGACAGGAUUUACAUGUCAAACAGAAACACCAGAAUGAACUCAUCUUUCAGAGUGUCAGUACUGGGGAUGAGGGCAACUACUCUUGUGCACUGAAACACAAUGAAGACCAUCCAUCCAAACCAGUGGAGCUUAAUGUCAUGUUCUCUCCAAGGGUCCCGUCUGUCUCUGUCAGUCCUGCUAGUGAGACACUAGAGGGCGCUUCAGUGACUCUGACCUGCAGCAGUGAUGCCAACCCACCAGUGGAGAACUACACCUGGUACAGGAGGACCGCAGCUAAAACAGUGCGUGUGGGUACAGGAGAGAGAAUCAACUUCAAUCUGACCUCAGACAGGGCUGGACUGUACCACUGUGAGGCCCACAAUAGUGUUGGAUCCCUGAAUUCCACUGGAGUUGAAGUUAUUUGGUCUGGCUUCGGUUGGAAGACAACCACUCUCUUGUCAUCUUUAGGUUUUCUCAUAAUCCUCGCCAUGCUCAUAGGCUUCGUGUUUUGGAGGAGGAAGAAAGCAACGCCAAGUAGCAACUCCAGCAGCUCUGAUAAUAACACACAAUAUGUGGACGUGAGCUCCAGAGGACAGCAGGGGCCCCUCCACUCUACAGACCAGAAACUGGAGCAGGAGGAGGAGGAGGGGUAUGCAACAGUCAAAAACACCACCCAACCUGACACAGAUUACCAGAACCUGAACCCCAGCACCACCCAACCUGAUUUAGUUUACCAGAGCCUCAACCCCAACACCAUCCAACCUGAUGCAGUCUACCAGAGUCUGAACCCCAACACCACCCAACCUGAUGCAGUUUACCAGAGCCUGAACCCCAGCACCACCCAAUCUGAUGCAGUUUACCAGAGCCUGGACCCCAACACCACCCAAACUGACAGAUUACUAGCCUGAACCCCAGCACCACCCAACCUGAUGCAGUUUACCAAAGACUGAAGACAAAUUCUAAUUCUACAUCUAAGUGAAAUCAAUGUGAUUUUUUGUUAUUAGAACUGGUGUAUGAUAAACAGCAUUUCACUCCAGUAUGUACUUUUGGGAAUACAACUUUUGUUUUUAGAUGUUUACAAAGCCUGACUAUCUAAAAUGUUUUUGUUUUAUUCCAUAGUCUGGUUAUAUUGUGUGGUUAUAUUGUUGUAUUAUUAUUUUUGAUCUAAACUUUCAUUUUUGGAAAUGGUUGAAGUUAAUGCUUGUCCAUGUUAUUAGCAUUCUUGUAUAGCUUGGUGAGAAGGUGGAGUUGUGUAUACGUAUCCACUCAAAUGUCUA
Messenger RNA from Alosa sapidissima (American shad), 3297 nucleotides. RefSeq names its product B-cell receptor CD22-like. Lineage: Eukaryota; Metazoa; Chordata; Actinopteri; Clupeiformes; Clupeidae. The transcript has 16 exons. The record is from RefSeq and is a predicted model, not a curated record. The coding region runs from base 52 to 2928 and encodes 958 amino acids.